Molecule: messenger RNA, 1707 nt
Organism: Paraglomus occultum
Lineage: Eukaryota; Fungi; Glomeromycota; Glomeromycetes; Paraglomerales; Paraglomeraceae
Source: the annotation of a GenBank genome assembly
AUGUGUUUUUCUGCUGCAAAGUGGAAAAGAGAAAAGGUUCAAGACCACAAGUUUGACUUUGUGGACGUAAAUGAAUUCAAAGAAAGAAGCUUUAUCAGAAGGAUAAAAUAUUCCUUCGUAUUUAUGGUCGUGCUAAAGUCUGUCCUCGUUUACAUAGCCGACCUGUGGACAGCAGGCAUCUUACUCAUCUUUAACGACUGGAGUUCGGCUGUAAAACCAAAAGUACCCAUUUACAUUUCAAAAUGGAUUUUCUUGGGUUGUAUAUUUAUGAGUUUCGCACUAUUGGCCUGGGACAUGAAAAAGGCACGCAGUAUCAUUCAGUCGAAAGACAUAUCAUACGCUUUCACAAGCACAAUAGCUUAUAGAUAUUAUACAUUACGCAGCUAUGCACAUUAUUGUUUCUUCUGUCAAAUUAAUAACUCCAAAAAGUUAAGAGACGAAAUUGCAUUCUUUGUGUUUUUCGCAUUCAAGGGAUGGAAACGAUUAGUCUUUGCUGAAGCACCGCGACAAGCAAUCAACGCAUUUACCCUCUACUCUAUUCUGCAAUCGAAGAAAUUCUCUUUGAAUUACAACGCUUACGGUGACAACCUUGUGCAAAGAGCUGCUAUGAUUUUAAUGGCCUUCCCUUUGUUGAUAUUUGUCGCCGAAGCCACUAGACUUGUCAUCGCCUUUCUUCUUUACAUUCCCCUGUUAUGUCAUAUAAGAGGAAACUUGAAAGAAUAUUGUUGUCACAUGAUCGAUAAAAGAAUCGGUGAACUCCUCCGUUUGAAAUCUAGGAAGCGCAUUCAGAAGCUGAAAGAAGAAGCGACAGCAGACAAAGUUCUUGGCAACAACAAAGUCACUGCAAAAGUCAAACAAGAUCCAAGUGCCUUCCGUCAGCCAACCCUGCCAACAGUUGCUUUGUUCGAAUCUAAUCAACUCCCACCAUAUGGAGCAACUCCUCCACCGCCAUAUCCACCAUCGCAAUCGCCAAUGUUCGAUGAUCACAGGACGAAAUCACCAGAUCCAUAUAGCGUUGCAGGACGACCAGGAAUGGGUCCACGUCCACAUGCUGCUGGACAGCGUCAACAGUUCCUAGGCAGACGAAACAGCGGCGAAUCGAUGUAUUCCGAGACGACAACAUAUACGGCAUUUUCAUCGUCAUCAGGAUAUGCUCAAUCACAGGCAGGAGGAAUGUAUCCAUUGCCCCCAGGCGCCCGUGCCGGUGACCGAAUACCAGGCCCACAACCCAAGAGAAGUUAUGGAAAUCUGGCAGCUGCACAGGCUGCCAUAUCCAACCCGCGAGAGCAGCAACGUCUUCAACCACAGCAACUCGAUUAUGACGAUGAUCCUUAUGGCGGUACAAUAGAUGAUUAUUCAGAAUAUGGUGAUGGAGUGCCAGAAAUACCAAGAAAUGAUGUUAACCCCAAUGUGGCUAUGCUUGGAAGACCCAACCAGCCUUACAUUGCUGCUCCAACUCCAAUAAGAACGCCAAACAUGUACAAUAAUACACAAGCGCCUGUCGGAUACGACGAUUUUAAUUACCGCCCUCCACCAGGACCUCGCUCUGGAUCACCUACACCUUCAGUGGGAUCGAAUAGUUCUCGGGGAGGUGGACGUGUAAAUCAAAUGGUGCCAUCACGGUAUCAACAAGGAGACCGGGCACCAAAAUACAAUAACUAUACUCAACAGGGCGGCAGACGUGGAGCCGGUGGUGGUAUACAUUAA